This is a messenger RNA of Cajanus cajan (pigeon pea), 1125 nucleotides long. The record is from RefSeq and is a predicted model, not a curated record. Lineage: Eukaryota; Viridiplantae; Streptophyta; Magnoliopsida; Fabales; Fabaceae.
AUGCGAAGCACCCAACUUAGUGAAAGUGUGAAUGCUGAUAUUAAAAGUUUUAUCAAUGUGAAUUUCGAUCUUAUCAAGUUUUUUAAUCGUUUUGAGGAUGUUGUAGAAGAAAAAUGGUAUAAUGAAUUGAAGUGUGAAUAUGAAGCACGUCAAAAAAUUCUAAGACUCAAGAACCCAUAUUCUGAUAUCUUGAAACAAGUGUCUGAGCUUUAUACUCCUACUAUUUUUGAGUUAUUCCAACAUGAGUAUGAGUUGUUUGAAGCAUGUUCUGUUAAGAGCAUAAAUGUAAAAGCAUCAUUAGUUGAUUGUGUUAUUGCCAUGGUAAAGGAUUUGGGAGAAUGGAAAGUGUCAUUUGAUUUGGAUAAAAAGAUAAUUCAUUGCUCUUGUUGUAAAUUUGAGACAUUUGGCAUACUUUGUUGUCAUUGUCUAAGAGUCUUUAUUCAUAUGGAUGUUAAAUCAGUGCCUGAGCAAUAUAUCCUGAAAAGGUGGACAAAGUUAGCAAGAAGUGUGUCUUUACCUAAUGUUAGUGUUCGUCAUGUAGUAGAAGAUGCUCAAUUGACUUCAACACAACGUCGUAGAGACAUUUGUCCCCGUCUUAUGAGGAUAGUUGAUGAAGCAUGUAGGAGUCAAGAAACAUACACGUUGUUGAGCAAAGUUACUGAUUUAUUGGACAAGGAAAUGUUAGAGUUUCAAAAUAAACAAGUAAGUAAUACUCAAGUUAAUGAGUUCCUUAGUAAUGUUAUAGAGAUUGCAAGAAACAAUGAUGGUUCAACACAAGUAAAGGGGUUCAAGAAAAAAGAAGGUAGAAAAGGUUCAAAGCGUUUGAAAGGUUGGGUAGAACGCCAACUUAGUAAACGAAAGAAAAAGGGUGACUCAAGUGCUUCACAAGAUCAAGAUCUUACUAAGAAUAAUGAGAGUAAACAAGGUUCAAAAUUUGUGAAGGAGAGGAUAGAGUACAAUUUAGAAAUGCCUAAUAUAAGUGCAUCCACGUGGCUUAAUGAUGCAUACAAACAACAACAAUCUAUGGAAAUCAAUGAUAUUUCAAGUCAAGUUAGUGAUACUAGUUUUACUAGUUUAUUGAUGGCACCACUUGAUGGGGAUAUCACAACUUUGACCAAUCCAUAG